AUUCAAACUAGGAUAAUAAUUCAUAUAUUAUGCCUAUAGAGAGAGAGAGAAUAAUAAAAAUUAAACUUCAUAUGAACUUUUGUCUAGACAUAAACACAAGUGUGUAAGAUCCUAACUGUAACUCAUGUGUAAGAACCCAAUAUCAACUAUAAAUGGAAAGCAGACAAAAUUCUGAGUUGGGAGCUUUACUUCAUGGAUAAUCCUCUUAAUAAUAUUUUCAUAUUUGGUGGAAUCUCCACCUUUCUCCCACUCAGCAAAUUUAUUUAUAUCAAUUCAAAUUUCUUCACUUGAAACAGAAGCUCACAGAUUGCAUCAAUGGCGUCUGCAGUGAAUGGUUGUACCAAUCAUCCAUGUCUUAUGGUGCAUCAUCCCUUCCAAACUCCAUCCUCUCGUUUGAAUCUCAAUUCCUCUUCAGCUGCUUCAAUCUUGAGUUGUAAACCAAAGCUUUCAAUUAGGUGCCAAUCAUCCACGAGCACCGAUGAAACGAAAGCAACCAAGAAGAUGAACUUGCUAGACAAUGCAAGCAAUCUGCUCACUAAUUUCUUGAGUGGGGGGAAGAUACUGUCGAUGCCUACUGCUGAAGGCGCAGUCUCGGAUCUCUUUGGCAAACCACUCUUCUUAUCCUUGUUCGAUUGGUUCAUCGAGCAUGGCUCAGUAUAUAAACUUGCCUUUGGGCCUAAAGCAUUCGUUGUCGUCUCAGAUCCCAUCGUUGCUAGGCAUAUUCUUCGCGAGAAUGCCUUUUCCUACGACAAGGGCGUUCUUGCUGAUAUAUUGGAGCCGAUAAUGGGCAAAGGCCUCAUACCUGCUGACCUCGACACAUGGAAGCAGAGGAGACGAGUCAUCGCUCCCGGAUUCCACUCCCUUUUCUUGGAAACUAUGGCGAAAAUGUUUGCAGACUGCUCCGAGAGAAUGACUUCGAAAUUCGAUAAGCUCUUAGAAGUUGAAGCUUCAAGAGGAGUGGAGAAGAUAGAGCUGGAUCUCGAGGCCGAGUUCUCUAGCUUGGCGCUCGACAUCAUCGGCCUCGGUGUCUUCAACUACGACUUCGGCUGUGUCACCAAAGAAUCCCCAGUGAUUAAGGCUGUGUACGGUACCCUCUUCGAGGCUGAGCACCGUUCGACGUUCUACAUACCUUACUGGAAGCUCCCUUUGGCGAAGUGGCUCGUCCCUCGACAGAGGAAGUUCCAGAGUGACCUCAAAGUCAUAAACGAUUGCCUCGACGGGCUGAUCAAGAACGCGAAGGAGACUAGAGAGGAAGCCGAUGUCGAGAAGCUGCAGCAACGCGACUAUGCAAACAUCAAGGAUGCUAGUCUUUUGCGUUUUUUAGUCGACAUGAGAGGAGUAGACGCUGAUGAUCGUCAGCUCAGGGACGACUUGAUGACGAUGCUUAUAGCCGGACACGAGACGACUGCAGCUGUGCUUACAUGGUCUAUUUACCUUCUAGCACAACAUCCGUCCAAGAUGAAGAAAGCACAGGAAGAGAUCGAUUUGGUGCUUGGACAGGAGACGAUCACGUUUGAAUCGAUAAAAAAGCUCGAGUAUCUGCGGCUUAUUGUCGUGGAAGCCCUACGAUUAUAUCCACAGCCUCCGUUGCUCAUCAGACGGUCUCUGAAACCCGAUAGGUUACCGGGUGGCUAUAAUGGCGAUGAAGACGGGUACUCAAUUCCAGCCGGGACGGACUUGUUCAUCUCUGUGUAUAAUCUCCACAGGUCUCCGUAUUUCUGGGACAACCCUAAUGACUUCGAGCCGGAGAGGUUUCAGGUGCAAAAGCCGAGCCAAGUUGAUGGUUGGGCCGGUUUUGAUCCAUCCCGUAGCCCCGGGGCGUUGUAUCCUAAUGAGAUCAUUGCGGAUUUCGCCUUCUUGCCCUUCGGAGGAGGGCCAAGAAAAUGCGUCGGGGACCAAUUCGCCCUCAUGGAGUCGACCGUGGCGCUGGCGGCGUUACUACAAAAGUUCGACGUAAACCUGCGAGGAUCGCCGGAAUCCGUCGAACUAGUUACCGGAGCCACUAUCCACACCAAGAGCGGAAUGUGGUGCCAGCUGAAGAAGAGGUUGUUGAUUGCUAAUUGAUUGUUGUAAUUAUAGAUUAGCAACCAUAAAAUGAAACAAUUAUUUCAUGCAAUUUUCCCUAAAUUAUGGGCAAAUAUCGAAAUCGAGCAUCAAAUUUUACUCA
Molecule: messenger RNA, 2167 nt
Organism: Salvia miltiorrhiza (redroot sage)
Lineage: Eukaryota; Viridiplantae; Streptophyta; Magnoliopsida; Lamiales; Lamiaceae
Product: cytochrome P450 97B2, chloroplastic
Exons: 14
Coding region: 316-2064 (582 amino acids)
Cellular component (GO): chloroplast
Molecular function (GO): monooxygenase activity; heme binding; iron ion binding
Source: RefSeq, a predicted model, not a curated record